Molecule: messenger RNA, 468 nt
Organism: Soboliphyme baturini
Lineage: Eukaryota; Metazoa; Nematoda; Enoplea; Dioctophymatida; Soboliphymatidae
Source: the annotation of a GenBank genome assembly
GGAAAUGAGGAUAUCAAAGUGGCGUUGCCAAGUCUGUUAUGGAAACCAGAUCUGUUUUCACCGAACGCCUUGAGUAUGGACACUUCGAUUAAAGGCUACAUGUCACUGUCGCCAGAAGGUCACCUACUGUGGAGUAGUCAACAGGUUGGCUGUUACCGCUGUCCGCUGAGUCUGACGUCGGUAUAUCAAGAUAACGGGAUCAUCAACUGUACGGUCGCAUUCGAAAGUUACAGUCUGAACGCGACCAAACUGAAUCUGCAGUUUGAAAACCACACCUUUUCCACGGACGCGAUCAAUGACCAGACUUCGAUGAAAGUGGUCAGCGCCAGCGAAGAUCUGAAUUUGCAGCCUAUCAUGCACAUCAAAGAGGAAGACGAUGCUUCAUAUAUUCAACAUGGACUUAUAUUCUUCAUCAUCACUGGAGAAGAAAGACCGCAGUGUUAUUUGCACCAAAGUUUGGUCAAAUAA